ACGGCGUAAUGACUUUAAUGCCCCAAACCUGUCCUCUGUAGAAAUUUGUUUCCCUCCAAACAAACCCGUAAUCGAAGAGUCGUGUGUGGAAGCUUGAACAGUUCUCCGAUGUUAAUGGCGCGAUGUUAGGCGUGGGAGUUUGAGAUUGUUGCUUGACGAUGUGAAAUUCCUGUCAAUAGAAUAGCAUUUUUUGAUUUACCGCAAUCCCUAGCAAAUACGGAAGCCCCUACGCUGUUGAUACAUCAACUCCGGCGGUGUAGGUGCUUGUGACGGUGUUGUGCUUCGAAGUAGCGAGCGGAAAGUCUUCGUAGGCCUCCGACAAUGGUUCCAGGUAGCAGUGGCAGCAGGACUGGUAAACGGAAACUUGGGUUAAGGUCACCACAAACAUCGACAAGGCAAGCCAGUAAAAGACAAGCGAAGCUCCCAUUCAAGAAACAGAAAGGGCCGGGUGAUCCUGUUCGGAGAGGUUAUGUUGAUCCGUCGAAAUUAAUGUACCGGUCAAACAUAUCCGGGCUGAUUAGCACAGUUCUGGAACUGGAAUUACGUGAUGGCCACAUCAGACAGUUGCAGAGAACGUCAUUCUGGCUAAUGAUUGAUGUUAUUCGGGCUAACGACUUGGAUCCUAAAAUGUUCAAAAAAUGUGAUGCGACAGUAUGUCGGGUAAUACAAACUUACAACCCUGAAGAUGAGAAAUUCAACAUCGGUGGAGCUAAGUUACCAUUGCGCAACAACGACAUCAGGUUGAUCUUCGGCAUACAAUGUGGGAGGGAGAAAUUGGAUAUGACACAUGGUGGGAAAGGGCCGUCUGAUUUCAUCCAAAGACGUUGCGCAAAAGUUAGCCGAAUUUCUUCAAAAUUAAUAAAGGACUUGCUGGGAGAAGCAAUAUGUGGUCGUACAAAGCGUGACGAAGAAGAUGUGGCGAAAUUGCUGUGUCUUUAUCCGCUGUGGGGAAACUAA
This is a messenger RNA of Camellia sinensis, 957 nucleotides long. The record is from RefSeq and is a predicted model, not a curated record. Lineage: Eukaryota; Viridiplantae; Streptophyta; Magnoliopsida; Ericales; Theaceae.